Aspergillus luchuensis is the source of this 441-nucleotide messenger RNA. RefSeq names its product Rho family GTPase CDC42 (gene cdc42). Gene Ontology annotation, biological process: small GTPase-mediated signal transduction. NCBI's taxonomy places the organism in Eukaryota, Fungi, Ascomycota, Eurotiomycetes, Eurotiales, Aspergillaceae. The record is from RefSeq and is a predicted model, not a curated record. Gene Ontology annotation, molecular function: GTP binding; GTPase activity. The transcript is spliced from 3 exons. Bases 1 to 441 code for a protein of 146 amino acids.
AUGAUUGGCGAUGAGCCCUACACCCUGGGAUUGUUCGAUACUGCUGGUCAGGAGGAUUACGAUCGUCUCCGUCCUCUUUCGUACCCUCAGACGGAUGUCUUCCUCGUUUGCUUUUCGGUCACUUCGCCUGCCUCCUUUGAGAACGUACGCGAAAAGUGGUUCCCCGAGGUGCACCACCACUGCCCCGGUGUCCCCUGCCUGAUCGUGGGCACCCAAACCGAUCUUCGCGACGAUCCCGCGGUCCGCGAGAAGCUUUCCCGCCAGAAGAUGCAACCGAUUCGCAAGGAAGAUGGAGACCGUAUGGCCAAGGAGCUGGGCGCAGUGAAAUACGUCGAGUGUUCUGCUCUCACGCAGUACAAGCUCAAGGACGUUUUUGACGAGGCCAUUGUUGCCGCGCUCGAGCCUGCUCCCAAGAAGUCGAAGAAGUGCGUCCUGCUGUAA